Molecule: messenger RNA, 2171 nt
Organism: Meriones unguiculatus (Mongolian gerbil)
Lineage: Eukaryota; Metazoa; Chordata; Mammalia; Rodentia; Muridae
Gene: Tdrp
Product: testis development related protein
Exons: 4
Coding region: 225-794 (189 amino acids)
Biological process (GO): spermatogenesis
Cellular component (GO): cytosol; nucleus
Source: RefSeq, a predicted model, not a curated record
AGCCCCACCUCAGCGUUGCCUUGGUGAUCCAGGGUGGACCACGCCCAUCGGGCUGAGUGAGCUGAGGGCCAGGGGUUGAGGGGCCGCCGGUGUGAGAUGUCACGUGGUUUUGGUGCGCCCGAGUUCUUGGUCCCUUGUCCUCCGCAUCGCCCCGGAGCCGCGGCGGCCCGGGCGUCCUCCCUCAGUCCGGGAGCGACGCUGCGCCGAGCGGUCGGACACCCGAGAUGUGGAAGCUGAGCCGAAAUCGGGUGCUUCUGGACGAGCCCCCCGAGGAGGAGGACGGGCUGCAAGGGGCACCGCCGGCAUCAACAGCCGCCCCGGCGCCGGUGAGGGCACGCGUGGGGGCGCAGGGAUCGAGUCUCAGAGGCUGGAAAGAAGUAACUUCUCUGUUUAACAAAGAUGAUGAACAGCAUCUGCUCGAGACAUCCAAAUCCCCCAAGUCCAAAGGAAGUAAUCUACGACUAAAAGAAGAGUUGAAGGCAGAGAAGAAGUCGGGAUUUUGGGACACUUUGGUUUUGAAGCAGAAUAUUCAGCCUAAAAAACCAGAUCAGAUCGAAGGUUGGGAGCCUCCAAAACUUACUGCUGAAGACGUGGCAGCCGAUGCUGAGGACGGCCCCAGCGGCCGCCCAGCCUGGUCCGCGUGGGAGGAUGAUACGAAGGGCUCUACCAAGUACACCAGCCUGGCGAGCUCAGGCAGCAGCUCCCGCUGGAGCCUCCGGUCAGCGGGGAAGCUGGUCAGCAUCAGGCGGCAGAGCAAGGGCCAGCUGACAGACACCUGUGAAGAGGUGGACUGAACCGAGGGAGCUUCACUGUGACGUCACAUUGCUUUUAGGGUUGGCCCGGCCUGGUGGCCGCCUUCUAGUGCACCAUUAAUUUGUUGAGCCCUUUCAUAUUUCAGGGAAGGAAUCCACUGAGUUGCUUGUGUCCUGUGCUCAGUGACCCUCACGCACCGUGGCUUCCUGGUGGCCCCUGGUUGCCUUACUGCAGAGACACCCACCCUCUGGGUACACGAGUGCUGAAAGGACACGUGCAUCCCAGACCCUGUCCUGCGAGACGGAAGAACCACUCACAGCCUCCCCUAAGUUUCAUGCCAGCCUCAGUCACCUGUGUUUCUAGAACCUCUGCAUCUUGGCCCUGCACAUGACGAGAGUGCUGCAGUUAACUGUGAAUGAAAAUGGCCUCUUGGCACCUUCUCCUUUGUCAGGAUACAAGCAGUGUCUUCCAGAGAGCGUAAUUCAGUUUAACAGCAGGUUCAUGUUUCCUUAUUAAGUUAAAAACAAAACAAAGUCUAGAUGCUGGGAGCGCCUGAGGGUGGUUUGAGGUAGAAUGUCGGCAUUCUGAGUGGCCCGUCUGCUGCUGAGGGGGCGUGACCUUCAGGGUGGGCUUGGGUGGCAACUGGUUCUUCUUACUCUGAACUUUUAAUAUAGCUCUUUAUUUUCUUCAAAAGAAUGUUGAUUUGAAACUUGGAGAUGAAAGAAAUACUAUGAAUGAAUUUUAGUCACCCAGUAAUCUUAACUUUGCUCAGAGAAGAUGAACUUGCUCACUGUAGAGUUAAAACUGUAUAUAAAAUACUGAAGUGCCUCUUUUCUAUUAGUCUCAGAUGUUUAGUUUUUCAAACCGAGAUGCUUUUAUGAGUACCGUUAAAGCUAUACGGAGUGUCUCCACUCCAGCUCUGCCUGUCUGGCCUGCUGGCUGUGCUCGGUUCUGCUCCUGUGUUGGCAGUGCUGCUGUCUCCGUAGGGGAUCCUCGGGUGGUGCGCACGCUUGUUUCUGUUUACCAGCUACAGUGUUCUGACAGGAGGUGUCUUCCCCUUGUUUGGGUUAAAUAGUGAAAGCCUCCAGUCACUGUCCUCGGGUUUCUCAGUGUGAGCAGUGUGCCGCUUCAUGUCCCUGGGUGUCCCGUUGCCUGUGCUGUGGCGCAGCCUCAGUGGCCUGCUGCAGUGUCAGAGUGUCCUCGUCUUUACUGGAACUAGUGUACUAGGUCUGUCAUCUGUAGCUACAUGUCUGUCUGUCCACCGCCCAGCCACCGUAUCCAUCCAUCUGCUCACCGUCUGUCCACCCGUCAACUAAGAUGUUAAUCUUUAAAAAUAGAACAAUAAGUUUACUUGAUAAACUAUGAGAGGACUUUACAUGGCGUUCAAAUAAAAAAUUGUUAAUACCUGGUCAUCGUGA